UAAGAAUAUUAAGUACCAGUAAACGUUCGGUCUUUUGGUAAUCAUGUUGAGAGUACUGUGCCUGAUAAUAUGUGCUACAGUUAGUGAGGUUAUCUACGAUGAAAACAUAUGGGCAUCCAACUUUACUGACAAUUUAAGAAAAUUCGCAAACAACUACCGAAAUAUACCAGAUUCUUUGAGAGUAAAUUCUAAAUGUGACCUGUGGGCUGUAAAAUAUGAAAGAUGUGCACGUUGCAAAUGCAUAGCUCAUUACUGGAUGUGCAUGGGAAGACGGUGUCCAGAAUUGCAUGAUCCUCAAAAUGCUAGGGGAGCUUACCAAGUCACAGAUGAAGACUUAUUAUAUAUCAAAGAUUGCAAUGAAGGAGACAAACUUCGGUUGGAUGAGUGCACUCAUUGCUUCUGUCACGGCUGCACGAAGUGGGCGUGUCUAAGAUAUUGUGAAACCAGGGAACCUGAGUUACCACCUACGAUACCGACUAAACGACCAUCUAUCCCACCAUCUAUCCCACCAUCUAUCCCACCAUCUAUCCCACCAUCUAUCCCACCAUCUAUCCCACCAUCUAUCCCACCAUCUAUCCCACCAUAUAACCCACCAUCUAUCCCACCAUCUUGUACGCCAUCUUCGCCACCAUGUACAGACCCAUCAACUCCACCAUGUACAGAACAAUCUACGCCACCAUGUACAGACCCAUCAACUCCACCAUGUACUCCACCAUGUACAGACCCAUCUACUCCACCAUGUACUCCUCCAUGUACAAAAUCACCUAAGAAACCAUCUACUAAACCAACUCCUAAACCAUGUACUCCACCAUGUACAAAAUCACCUAAGAAACCAUCUACUAAACCAACUCCUAAACCAUGUACUCCACCAUGUACAAAACCAUCUAAGAAACCAUCUACUAAACCAACUCCUAAACCAUGUACUCCACCAUGUACAAAACGAUCUACUAAACCAACUCCUAAACCAUGUACUCCACCAUGUACAAAACGAUCUACUAAACCAACUCCUAAACCAUGUACUCCACCAUGUACAAAACGAUCUACUAAACCAACUCCUAAACCAUGUACUCCACCAUGUACAAAACCAUUUACUAAACCAACUCCUAAACCAUGUACUCCACCAUGUACAAAACGAUCUACUAAACCAACUCCUAAACCAUGUACUCCACCAUGUACAAAACCAUUUACUAAACCAACUCCUAAACCAUGUACUCCACCAUGUACAAAACGAUCUACUAAACCAACUCCUAAACCAUGUACUCCACCAUGUACAAAACGAUCUACUAAACCAACUCCUAAACCAUGUACUCCACCAUGUACAAAACCAUUUACUAAACCAACUCCUAAACCAUGUACUCCACCAUGUACAAAAUCACCUAAGAAACCAUCUACUAAACCAACUACUCAACCAUCGACUAAACCAUGUACAAAAUCACCUAAGAAACCAUCUACUCCACCAUCUACUAAACCAUCUAGGACACCAUGUCAUAAAUGUAAGAACCCACCUACUAGACCAUAUAAAUCAACAACGUCCAAAACAUCAAUGAAGCUACCCCCAGAGUAUGAUGAAAAUGGAAAUCCUGUAUUUUUAGUUAUCAAAGAUGCACGAAGAUGUAAAAAUGGAAGGUGGCAUAUGAUAGAUUCAUGUAACAGCUGUUUCUGCCAUCUCCACGUCUGGUUUUGUACAGAUAAUAUUCAUUGUGUUCCUGACAAGUAUAAGAAGACUCCCGUCGAUAGAAAAUGCCCUUUAGGACAUCAAUUUAGAUUGGGUACAUGUCAUCGGUGUUAUUGCCGUCCUUUUAAACUUAAAAAAUAUCUUUGUAACCCAGAUAUUAAGUGUAACAUCGUCUCAGACUGUCCAAAAGAUAGAAACUUGGAUCCAAAAACUUGUCAAGCUCUUGAAACGAGAUAUUGCGAUUUAGGACAUAGAUUAACACUAGAUGAAUGCAAUUACUGUAUUUGUUUUCAAAAGAGAUACUUUUGUACGGACAUUGAUUGCUCCAUUUUCAAAAUUAAAGGACGAUCUGGCAGAUGUGUCGAAGGACACAAAUAUUACUUGGCUGAUAGUUGUAACUUCUGCAUAUGUCAAGGCGGCCAGGAGUUCUGCACGUCAAGACCUUGCCUGCCCAAUGCUGAAGAUAAGUUUGAAUCUUUUGCGGACUUGAGGGUUAAAAAAGAAAAAAAGUGCCAAGAAGGGGAAAUGUAUAAGAAUGAGCACAAUGAUCCCCGGUGCCCCUAUAUAUGCAUUUGUGACCACGGCGAAGUGCUCUGCACUAAUAGGGAAUGUGCAUGGGGUCAUGGAAUCGGUACAUAA
Molecule: messenger RNA, 2314 nt
Organism: Helicoverpa armigera (cotton bollworm)
Lineage: Eukaryota; Metazoa; Arthropoda; Insecta; Lepidoptera; Noctuidae
Product: mucin-2
Exons: 10
Coding region: 44-2314 (756 amino acids)
Source: RefSeq, a predicted model, not a curated record